Messenger RNA from Rodentolepis nana, 2085 nucleotides. The record is from the annotation of a GenBank genome assembly. Lineage: Eukaryota; Metazoa; Platyhelminthes; Cestoda; Cyclophyllidea; Hymenolepididae.
AUGACGUCUAGAAAGCAGGUGCUUACGUCACAGAUGAAUAGUGUUAUUCGAGACGAUCAUCGGUGUUUCACGAUGGGAACUAAUAGUGACAGUAAUAAUUGUCCCCAGACUUCAAGCUCUCUUAGAAGGGAUGAAAAGACGUGUGCUGUUUGUGGAGAUCACGCUUUCGGUUUCAACUUUGGAGCUAUUGCUUGUGAAUCCUGUAAAGCCUUUUUCAGACGCAAUGCCCUUCGUGCUUCCAUGCCUCCUUGCUUGUUCAACGACAGUUGUAUGAUUCAGGUCAAGACGCGCCGUUUCUGCUCUCCAUGUCGUCUCUCCAAAUGUUUUGCUGUAGGAAUGCGAAAAUCUUGCAUAAUGGAUGAGAAAGCCAAGCGAGAGCGAAGAGAGAAGAUUCAGCGUAAUCGCGAGCGAAAAGUCGCCUCCAGUCAAAAGGGCGCAACAAGCGCUGGUGGGGACGGUGGUGGAGGAAGUGGGGGUGGUGUAGUGAUCUCAGCUUCUCCAAUCUGUUACCAUGGCAGUACGGGCUCUCCUAACUCCUCCGAGUAUCAACAUGCUUCUCAUCCCAUGCCCUCAGAUUGUUCCAAUUCGUUCUACUCAAUGAUGCCUACCAGUGCUCCUGUAUCUAAUUGUGGUGCUGAAUCACAUUCUGUCACACUUGAGGGCGAUGUGUCUAUUGGUAGUAACCCUGGAUCUUGGCAAAUGUCCCAAGGCAUGCAUCAAAAUCAAAUGCUUUCUAUGGGUGGUUAUCCCCCCCAUCAUCUCCACAACACUCCUCCCCCAAUGGUCAUGUCUUCCACAUCGUCAGACAUCCACCAACAACAGUCUACUUCAUUCUCCGGUAUGGAAUCGGCUGCCUACUCUCAUGAUCCUACCCAUGACAUCAAUUCCACCGGCGAUUGGCUCCAAAUGAUGGCGUCUGCCAAAUCAGUGGAGGAUACAAAUUCCACUCUGCCCUAUUAUGUCAAGAAAUCUGCCGCCACAGCUAUGGUCUCUCCGAAAAAUCCUCCUUCUAAUAUGAAUGGAGAUUGCAAGUCGGGAGUAAAAAAUGUGUUGGAUGGCCAUGUAUGGACCCUGGAGCCUGAAGAUCCGUCAAAUAAAGAAUGCAUAGCGCUGUGCCCUAGCUUCUUAAAGACUGGAAUGGCGCGCCUCCUGUCGAAACACCAAUGGACGGCUCUGAAUGAUCUUCGCAGCGCCUACGAGACUUCAUUUCUUGACAGCGCAUUCGAUCACGCACCCGAAAGUAGUUCAAAUAUUACUAUUAGCAGCCUUGUCAAUACCUCGGGCUUUCUCGUACGGAAAUUUAUCAACUUCGCCAAAAAGCUUGCCGAUUUCUCUGUGCUCGGACAGGAGGGCCAAAUCUGCUUACUCAAGGGAGUUGUGCUGAAUGCUCUCUUUAUUCGCUCGGCCAGUCAUUAUGAUGUUGUUAAGGAUGUCUGGGUGACUCCCAAGGGUGAAAUACCAACUAGUAUACUGAGGAUUGCUACGGGACUACAGAAUCUUUAUGAGGAGCAUGCUAAAUACUGCAGAAAUUUCGCCGACGUUGUAAGAAAGGACUCACAUUUGGUUGCUCUCAUGCAGGUCCUGUGUCUCUUUGCUCCCGAUCGACCUAGACUUUCCGACCGUCAAUCAGUCUCUAACAUCUACGAUCGCUACAUUCUUCUACUAAAACACUAUCUAGAAGCUCGACAUGGUUUCACCCGUGGUCGUACCCUCUUGGCAGCAGUCUUAACCAAUUUGGCUGAAUUGCAGGCCUUGACGGAUAACUAUGGCCAUAUCCUACUCCACGUUGACCCUAGUAAAGUUGAUCCUCUAGUUCUGGAAGUUUUCAAUCUCUCCGACCGCGGGAAAGGUAGUAGUAAGAAUGAUGAGGGUGAUAUUAAUGUGGAUUCCCCCUUGAUUCCACUUGAUCCCAAUACCUCUUCAAAAAACAAUACAGACCCUACCGAGCACAGGGGUACCACCCGUAAGCACCAUGUACAGUCUCCAUCGAAAAAUUCCACCACCUUUGCUGCUGACCACCCCUCCGGUACUGAUACUGGCAGCCAAUUUCAGGACUUGCCUAUAGAUCACAUACUUUCUGAGUAG